Branchiostoma belcheri (Belcher's lancelet) is the source of this 2480-nucleotide messenger RNA. Its product is annotated as mitotic spindle assembly checkpoint protein MAD1-like. Gene Ontology annotation, cellular component: kinetochore; nuclear envelope; mitotic spindle. The record is from RefSeq and is a predicted model, not a curated record. Bases 120 to 2360 code for a protein of 746 amino acids. Lineage: Eukaryota; Metazoa; Chordata; Leptocardii; Amphioxiformes; Branchiostomatidae. The transcript is spliced from 18 exons. Gene Ontology annotation, biological process: attachment of mitotic spindle microtubules to kinetochore; mitotic spindle assembly checkpoint signaling.
GUGGUCAGGAGAAAGCUAAAAUGGCGCCGAGUCCAAGUGUUGAUGUUUGCACCCUGCGAGAUUUUCCCUGUUUCUAGCUACGUUUUGCCUACAAGGAUCAGCGAAGCUGCUUUGCAAGAAUGAAUGUGACUCCAGAAGACAACACGGAGGUAGUGAGGAUGAUGGGAGAUUUUAACUCCUACCUCGCGGAGGGGAAGAGACAACACAGCAACUCCUCACUUCUCUUCAACAUGGGAGAUACCACUGCAGCCAAGGGGGACCUCACCAUGCAACUGGAAGCCUCCAGAUCAGAUGACAGCACAGUGCAAUGGGACAGGCCGGAAACCGCAAAGAGAAAUCGAGUCCGAAGACAUGAGCAGCAGCAGGCCAUAGAGAGAGAAGGGGAGCUGCUGUUGACUCGCAGCAAGGUCGCCAAACUGGAGACCGCCAUCACACAGCUGGAGACCGAGAAAAAACGAGACAAGAUUGAGUUUGAGAAGGGACAAGAGACGUUCAGGCUUCAGUAUGAACGUGACCUAGAACAGGUCAACGACCUACGGCACAAGCUGGAGUUUGUGGUGAAGGAGGAGAAACAAGCGAAAGAGGAGCUCGCAGAAGAGCGGAAAAAACUGACGACGAUGAAGACCCAAAUGGAGCAGAGGAUGAUGGGAUUGCAGCGGGAGAAGCUCUGUAUACAAGCGGAAUUAGAGGAGCUUAGGGAAACAUCCAGAAGCCAGAUAUCCAGCCUACGCAACCAGGUCAAAAGACUUGAGGCAGAGCUGGAGAUGAGUGACAGCGAGCUUGCAGAAGCGCAGCAGCAGGUGCAGCACCACCGAGGACAGGCGCAGGCGCGGCUGGAACAGGUGCAGCAGCUGCAGGAGGACAGGAUCAGGGCUGUGACAGCUGAACACAAGGUCAAGGAACUUGAGCUGCAGCUGAGCCAGGUGCAGGAGUCGGCUGCGAUGGCCAAGCUGAUGAAGUCUCGUCUGUCCAGAUACGAGCAGCUGGAGAAGGACAACAAGAAACUCCUGGAACAGAACAAGUUCUACAGGGAGACCAGUGAGAAUAACCAGUUGUUAAGGGAGAAACUUCUCAGUCUGGAGACGAAGUACGGGCGAGCUGAACACAGCAACCUGGAGCUCAUCAAGGAAGUCGAGGAUCUUCGAGCAAAGCUGAAGCAAUGGGAGGGCAUCGACCCAAGUGGAGGUCAGCUUCCAAGGUCCCCAGCUGAUAUAGCCAAGUGGAUCGCCGAACUGCAGAGAAAGGAGGCACUUCUAACAGAAAAAACUGGCCAGCUGACUUCCAGCGCCCGUGACAGUGAGGCAGGCCAUAAGGCCGCGACCGGGCGUCUACGGGAGGUGGAAUCUCAGCUGUUCGCAACGACGGAAAAGACCAACCAGCAGGCAGAUCUCAUUAAAAAGCUGCAACGAAGGCUGCUAUUGGUUACAAAGGACCGCGACAGUAUCCGUAACAUCCUGGUGUCGUACGAGAGUGAGGUGACGCGAGCGGGGACGGAUGACGCCCUGCUGCAGAGGUUACAGGACAGCGAGGAGGCUGCACAGCGCUACCAGAGACACGUCACAUCCCUGGAGGAAGAUUUGCAAAGAGUGAAUGCGCAGGCCAGUGAAGAAAGAAUAAAAGCACACAAGCUGGAGGCAGAGCUUUCUCAGCUUAAGGCUUCCACCCCGGCCCCAGCCCCCAACCCUGUCAACAGUCAGGAGGUCGACAUGCUCAGGAAAAAGGUGGAAGAUCUGGAGAAGGAUCGACAGAAGGUGCUAGAGGAAAAGGAAAUCCUGGAGACUCGUGUGGAGCAGAGGCACCUACAGGGAGACUACGAUCCCACCAGGACCAAAGUGGUGCACCUGGGUGUGAACCCCACCAUGCUGGCUCGGCAGCAGAGGCAGGCGGAGCUGGAGAGACUACGGGAGGAGUGUGAGAAACUUCGGCAGCGCCUGAGAGCCGCGGAGGAGGGGGGCAGCGCUGACGUGACAGCCAGCAUACUGCACACACCCUCCAGCAGGGAGAUGGAAGAUCUUAAGAAGCAGCUGACGACGGCGGAGACGAAGAACACGCGACUGAAGGAGGUGUUUCAGCAGAAGAUUCACGAGUUCCGCCAGGCCUGCUACAUGCUGCUGGGCUACAAGGUGGACGUGGUGAAGGACAACAACUACAAACUCAUGUCCAUGUAUGCUGAGCGGCAGGAGGACUGCCUCAUGUUUCAGAUGGUGCCAGGCGGGGAGCUGCAGCUACUGGAGACGGAGUUCUCCAACUCCCAGGCCGUGAUGAUGAUGGUGGACCUCCACCUCAAGACCCAGCACAGUAUCCCAGCAUUCCUCAGCGCCCUGACCCUUGACCUCUUCAGCCAGCAGACCAUAGCUUGAAUCAUACAUAGCACGAUCCUUGUGUACCCUGAUGAAUAGUGAUGCAUACCGGUUCACUGGACUUGGAUCCGGACUUGUAAGAAUGUUUAGGUUCAAGUCCAAAAAAACCUAAAAGUCAAG